GGUUGAAUUCCUUGUCUGUAAAAAGGAGAAGGAAAGAAUAUCGGGUUGUGUGUAUAAUUGUACCGCAUUAAAAGCACAUUUUACGAUGCUUGACGUCGCUCUGGCCAGCGCCGGUGCCCAAGUCGUCCUGGCGACCUCCAGCGAUGAGAAUUUCCCUCCAGAAAACAUCAUUGACGGGAGCGGUUCCACGUUCUGGUUGACUACAGGACUGUUUCCACAGGAGUUCAUCAUCAGUUUUACAAGUCUCAUGAACAUCAACAACAUCAGGCUUCUCACUACCAAUGUUGAAGGACUAUCCAUAGAGAGGAGUGUACAAAAUGAGCCAGUCAACUUUGAGCCACUGACAGAAAAAGUGCUGGAAUUUGUGGAGGGAGAGUUGCAGAGUGAAGACAUUCAGGUUGAUGCCACCACAGCUCACCAUCUCCGCUUUGUCGUUAAGUCUGGCUUCGACCACUUCAUCUCCAUCCACAGAGUCAACGUCAAUGGCUCAGCAGUGCAUUAGAUUAAUAAUAAUUAAGAAAAAAAGAUAUGUAUACGACAGAUUGAUAACAAGUUCUGUAAGGAUGAUAGGACUGGGGUGUGCAUGAUGAUGAUGAUGAUUAAUGAUAACAAGUUACCUACAUGUAGUGAAGUUCUGUAAGAAUCUGUAUAUUUUCUGAGCUGUUAUAAUGUAAGUUAAAGGGUCUGAUAUAUCGUACUUGUAAAAUAUAUCUUGAAAAUAGAUAAAUGGACAAUAA
This is a messenger RNA of Branchiostoma belcheri (Belcher's lancelet), 737 nucleotides long. RefSeq names its product intraflagellar transport protein 25 homolog. The coding region runs from base 86 to 502 and encodes 138 amino acids. The record is from RefSeq and is a predicted model, not a curated record. Gene Ontology annotation, cellular component: cilium; intraciliary transport particle B; centrosome. The transcript is spliced from 5 exons. Gene Ontology annotation, biological process: intraciliary transport. NCBI's taxonomy places the organism in Eukaryota, Metazoa, Chordata, Leptocardii, Amphioxiformes, Branchiostomatidae.